This is a messenger RNA of Bicyclus anynana (squinting bush brown), 309 nucleotides long. RefSeq lists its product as uncharacterized. Bases 15 to 290 code for a protein of 91 amino acids. NCBI's taxonomy places the organism in Eukaryota, Metazoa, Arthropoda, Insecta, Lepidoptera, Nymphalidae. The transcript has 2 exons. The record is from RefSeq and is a predicted model, not a curated record. Gene Ontology annotation, molecular function: protein binding.
UCAUCCUUUUGUAUAUGAUCGUUUGCAGGUGUGGAAUAUGCCCAACCUACUUUCAGAAACUGUGCGGGUUUGAUUUUUCGUCAAAUCAGACCUUUAUAUUUGACAAUAUAUGCAUUAUGGAUUUGUAUAAUUGCAUUCAUGGUACAGAUUUCAUUAAGUUAAAUUAUGAAAAUUGUCUGUAUUUCGGCAAUUUUGCUUAUGUUCACGGCCUGAAGCGUGAGGACUAUGAUUAUGGUGAAGACCAUUUGGUCAUAAUUAACUCAAAAAAGAAUCCAGAUUUCGUUCGCUGAAAAGUAAUUUUACGGCUUU